CAGCGUUAGACUUACGUACACUUCCGCUACAAACGCAGGAUGGUGAGAAGCUACACAUCAAGUGACGAUGAAGAGGAAACCAGGACUCGACGAAAACACCAAAAACGACAGUCCCACUCUAGAAGUCCGAAAAGGGAAUCUAAACACGGAAAAAAGAAAAAGAAAUCUAAAUUUGAUGAAUCAAGAUCCUCAAGUAGAAGCCCACCCCCAAAACGAAAGAUAAAAAUGGAACAAGAAUCACCAGAAUAUGAACAAGGAGAGAGAACUCACAGCAGGAAACAUCACAGAGAGGAUCGAGACAGAAGAAAACAAGAACACAAACACAGAAAUGAAGAAAGAUUUGAUCCACAUCGUCGAAUAAAACAGGAACCAGAUGAUGAUGCCAGAGGGCACAGGAGAGACAAUGAAAUGAGGGAGCAAAGGCGAGAAAGAGAUAGGAAUGAUGACAGGAGGCGAGAGGCUAGGAGACAAAGGGGAAAUAACCCUUUCAGGACAGAAGAUGAUGGGUUUGUGUAUGGUCAGCAACAAGAACAGGGUCAAAAAAAGACAGAAGAACCAAAAGACAAAGAUAAACCAGACUUUAAACUCUCAGGGAAAUUAACAGAGGAUACAAAUACAUACCGUGGUGUAGUCAUUAAGUACAAUCAACCUCCAGAGGCAAGAAAGCCUAAGAAACGGUGGAGAUUGUAUCCAUUUAAGGGAGAUGAAGCCCUGCCAGUAUUACACAUUCACAGAAUGAGUGCCUAUUUAAUGGGAAGAGACAGACUUGUGGUGGACAUUCCCACAGAUCAUCCCUCAUGCUCCAAACAACAUGCUGUCCUUCAAUACAGACUUGUGAACUUUGAGCGUGAAGAUGGUACGACAGGACGUAAGGUUGCCCCCUAUAUCAUAGAUCUUGACUCGUCCAAUGGCACCUAUGUAAAUAAUCAAAGAAUAGACCCUCAGCGAUAUGUUGAAUUAUUUGAGAAAGACAUGCUUAAAUUUGGGUUCAGCUCUAGGGAGUAUAUCUUACUACAUGAAAAGACAGAUACAUCUGAACUAGCUGAAGAUUCUGGAUCAGGUUCAGAUAAUUGAGUCAUGACAUCAUUAAAUAUAAGUCUGCAUAUCAUUACACAAACACAGAUUAAGAUGUACUUAACAUUCAUUUUAUAAAUUUUUUGUUCAUAUUUAUACGUUUUUGCCUAUGAUCAGGUUAUAUCACAGCUGUGUGUUGAUUCUUUAAAUUGACAAUGCUUUUGUUGAUACUUGUAAGUUGUUCUAGAAUCACUGAUUAAGUCAAGUCAUGUGUGUACCAGAUCAUAUUUUUUUCAUUAAUUUUAAGGAGUUUAAUGAAGACAUACUCUUUACAUAUACACUGUACAUCAUACAAUAAAAGGUGAAUAUUGUCGUUAAGAUCACUGAAUGACAGAUUCAUGUGAAAACAAUGACUCUUAUAUUCAGAAUAUUAUCAGAAGUAUAUUUGAUAACAAAAUGAAUCAUAACAAUAGCAAAACAUCCUGUCUUUUAGGGGCCAUGGUGGUUAAGUGAUGAAAUCAUCAGACCAACUUUAGCAUUAGCCACUUAUGGGUCACAUAUUUGAGGCCUGCAUGGGACAGUUGCCAGGUACUUGCCACAGGUCAGUGGAUUUUCUCUGGAUUUCUUCCAGCAACUUAACCUGGCACAUUCUUAAAUGACACUGGCUAUUAAUGGGACUAGCUACAAUAUAUUAACACUGUCUUUUGAACUUUUCUGCAGUAUAACAUGAUAUCAUGCCAUGCCAUUAGUAUGUCAUAAAGUUGCUAUAUUUUAAUAGAAAAUUAACUUAGCAACAACUUAAUCAUGAUAUUAUGCUUUUAAAUAUAGUAGCGUUGCCUGAUGUGUAUUCCAUGAACAACCAGAAUGUGAGACUUGUUAACAUGUUUGAUAUUUUGAGUUCAUUUAUUGACAAAAAUAUUGUUUAUAUUACUGAUUUAAACAAUAUUUGAUACAAGUUAACCAGAAUAGCAUUUUAUUUAUUUUUCUGAGAACAUUUCUUCUAUUUUUGUAGAUAUAACUGCACAAAAUGCCUCAUACCUUUGAUACAGAAUCUAUUAUUAGAAGCUUAUUGUGGUUUUACUAAAUAAAAAAACAAAAUGUGCUAGUUCACUGGAUAACAAGUGGUCACAUCUAAAUGAUUCUGAAAUGUUUAUAUCCUCUCAACAUAUUUUGUUAUAAAUGUCUCCACAAGUCCUUUUCUAAUCUUACUAUUAUGAAAUAUGUUUACCAUUUAUCACAGAUGUGGGUUUUAGUAAAUAGGUAAGUAGAGUUGCUGUUAAUUCGCUUCGUAAACCAGAUUAUGGAGUUGUCGCUCUAUGGAUGCCAUUUCAUACUGAACAGGCAUACUCACAAUUUUGUUACUUAACAAGAAAUGCAAUUUGGCUUUAUCAUUUUGUAGAAUUCAAGUAGUUCCAUGGUCAUGGAAAUUUCACAAACAUGUUCUUGAUAAUCUGUUGUAUAUAUAUGAUUCUGAGUAUAUAUAUGUGUCUGAGUUCCAAGUAUAUAUAUGUGAGUCUGAGUUCUGAGUAUACAUAUGAGUCUGAG
Messenger RNA from Ylistrum balloti, 2559 nucleotides. Its product is annotated as smad nuclear interacting protein 1-like. Gene Ontology annotation, biological process: miRNA processing. The coding region runs from base 40 to 1074 and encodes 344 amino acids. Gene Ontology annotation, molecular function: protein binding; mRNA binding. Lineage: Eukaryota; Metazoa; Mollusca; Bivalvia; Pectinida; Pectinidae. The transcript is spliced from 2 exons. Gene Ontology annotation, cellular component: nucleus. The record is from RefSeq and is a predicted model, not a curated record.